AUUCCGUCUCACGUCCUGUCUUUCUCCCUCCUCUCUCUCUCUCUCUCUCUUAUACACUCCCUCUCUCUUUCUGUUUGCCCCUCCUUCCGAGCGAUAGGAUAGUAACGAGUGUAUGAGAUAGAGAGAGAGAGAGAGAGAGAGAGAAAGAGCAGAAAGAAAUAGAGGAAGAAGCAGCACGCGACAUGGUCUCGAAGGUGGAACAACUGUGUUGGAGGACGCGAGAAGAGAUAUGGCCACGCACACACACACACACACAUAUACACACGUAUACAUAGUCACAUAUGUACACAUUCGAGUAUGCUACAAACGAUUGAAGGAGGGGAGAAGCUAUAGAGAGUGUGUGCAACUUUGAAAUAUCUUUACUCGUGCUUCGAAAGACCUACCGUCCUGAUACUCUGUGUCAAGUAUCAUCGCAUACGUGCGUGUAUGCGUGUAUUCACUAACACACACUAAUAAUAGGAACGAACGUAACGUCGAAUAGAGAUACACGAGCAGUAACGCGUGCGGUCACGAGUGCAUUUCUUCCUUCUUUCCCUUCCCCUCCCCCAUCCCCUCCCCCCCUCUCUCUCUCCCUCUCAUUCUUUUUAUUUCGCUCGUUUACUGAAAUUCGCAUCUUCCUUCCUUUCCUUCCAUCCUUUCUUCUUCCGAUGUCGUCGUCGUCGUCGUCGUCGUCGUCGUCGUCGUCAUAGUAGUUGUCGUCGUCAUCAUCGUUGUAGUUGUCGUCGGAUGACUCGCUGAACGAACAACUUGCUUCUCGGUGAACUCGAAGAAUCUUUGAUGAGGAGAAAGGAUUUAUGGAGACGUUUGACGGAUUCGUUUAUCGCCUUACGAAGAUCGUUCUCUUGUUUUCGAUUUUAAACUGAACUGAGAAGAUAAGAUAAAAGAUGGAGAAAAAAGGAAUGGAGGUAUGAUGAUGAUGAUGAUGAUGAUGAUGAUGAUGAUGAUGAUGAUGAUGAUGAUGGCCGAAUUAGAUUCGUUUCUCUUUACGUCCAUCUUUUACGUAUUCGUCUUCGCAAACUCUUUGAGUUUCACGAUUCUUGAAAGCGAGGCUACGAACGAAGUAACUCGGGGAAGAUGCUGUGUCCUAGAAUCGUGGAAAAAGGAAGAAAGGGAAUGGAGGGAAACGAGGUGUGCCAAUUUAAUCGACGACGAUGCAAAUCGCACCCUUCUUACGUUUAUCGAAGAUAAUUCCGAAAUGACGAGUACCAUGGUGGACUCAUGGGUAUGCUUCGAUGCUUGUUUCAAGUAUCGAUCUAACAACAGUUACAUCAUUCUUCAAAGGUUUCUCAAUCGUAAUGAAUCCUUUAACAUUAAUCUAGAGGAACAACGAGAAAUUAAUGACAAUAACAGUCUAUGCGAGAUAAAAAAAGAAUUAAAAGAAGAGACACAUUAUUGUCAAAGUAUUUUGACGCCAUUGAGUUUUUGGGGUGCCAACAUAGUUGUAUUCGCUAAUGUUAUCUAUAUCUUACCAUAUCUUAUCGUUGUACUGAUUUAUUCGACGGUCUCCGGGCUACGUAAACGCGCUUACGAUGGCGCGGUCCUUUGUUACAAUGUUUCGCAGGUCAUCUUAAACUCUAUCCUCAUCGCCAUCGGAUGGUCCUUACUCUGUCGUGUCACUCUCUACUUCUCGGUGUACACUAUCUCCUGUUUGGCCCUGAUGUUUCUAUCGAUAUCUUCCACCUUCUGGCUCUUCGUCAUUUGCAUCGACAUGACCCUGGUCAUCACCAGACUCCAUUGGACGCCACCAACCGAUCCCAAACAGCAACGAGCUCAAGAAAGACGAAAGUUUCUGAUAUACUCUGUUUGGGUUUGGGGUAUAUCCUUCGUGCCGACGGCUAUUGCUUGUAUCGUCGAAUUAUCGCCUUUAGUACCAAAGAACUCACCUAUCAAACCAAAUUUUGAUAAUUUUUCCAACGGUCCCAAUAUAGCUGUCAUCGUCUACGUCACAACUAUACCUAUACUUAUUUGCCUGAUGAACAGUAUAUUAUUCAUUUAUACAACUUAUAAGAUAAUCGUCAUUAAAAAGUCCAUUACAAUCGCGAGCAAGACAAAAAUUAAAACCAACGAAUCCUAUUUUAUGUUUCUCAAGCUUUACUUUUUAAUGGAUUCACCAUGGAUUACCAGUGCUCUUGGUGCCAUCUAUACCGAACUUUGGAUGUUUAAAUUUCUUAGAAUGAUCCAACCGAUUUUAAUGCUGAUCGUUAUAUUGCCAAAAAAUUCACUUGGGAAUAUUUUUCAUAGGUGUAUUUUCUUUAAAUAUAAAUCUGUUAAUCAUAACAAAGAAAAUGUGGAAAUAAAGUAGUACCGUUUCUCUUUCAA
Vespa mandarinia (Asian giant hornet) is the source of this 2319-nucleotide messenger RNA. RefSeq lists its product as uncharacterized. Lineage: Eukaryota; Metazoa; Arthropoda; Insecta; Hymenoptera; Vespidae. Gene Ontology annotation, cellular component: plasma membrane. Gene Ontology annotation, biological process: cell surface receptor signaling pathway; G protein-coupled receptor signaling pathway. The record is from RefSeq and is a predicted model, not a curated record. Gene Ontology annotation, molecular function: G protein-coupled peptide receptor activity.